This is a messenger RNA of Polistes dominula (European paper wasp), 1731 nucleotides long. RefSeq names its product alpha-L-fucosidase (gene Fuca). NCBI's taxonomy places the organism in Eukaryota, Metazoa, Arthropoda, Insecta, Hymenoptera, Vespidae. Gene Ontology annotation, cellular component: lysosome. Gene Ontology annotation, biological process: fucose metabolic process; glycoside catabolic process. Gene Ontology annotation, molecular function: alpha-L-fucosidase activity. The record is from RefSeq and is a predicted model, not a curated record.
AAAAUUAUAUAAGAAUACAAACAAUAAUCUUAUUGUUUAUAAAGUAAUCUCUCUCUUUAGUAUGCUAUCAUAUUUUUAAAUGGCUCUGAUACGGUCUUAUACGACUUAACCUGAUAACUCCGAUUAUCAAUCUUUAGAGUUUCAGUGUUUUUAUAACCGCAAAUGAUUCAUAUUUUCAGAUUGCAUUUCUGAUGAAAUUGAUACAUAUGUGAGAAAUCAGUAUAAAUAUUAUCGUUUAUUUUUUUGUGAAAAUACAAUUAUGCAAGUUGUAACAUUUUGUUUGUAUAUUACAUUUUUGUGGAAUAUUGUUGUACAAUGUGGAUCUUCAAGAGAUCAUUAUCUUAUAAUAGAAAAUAAUAAUAUAGAAGAUGAAUUAUUCUCAUCUCGCAAUACAGGUCAACUUAAAUAUGAUCCUACUUGGAAUAGUUUAGAUUCUCGACCUCUUCCUGGUUGGUACGAUGAUGCCAAAUUUGGAAUAUUUAUUCAUUGGGGAGUGUUUAGUGUUCCUAGCUUCGGUUCAGAAUGGUUUUGGAAUAAUUGGAAAGAAGAAACUGGUACUAAGUAUCAUGAUUUCAUGAAGCAACGAUAUCCACCUAAUUAUACUUAUCAAGACUUUGCUCAUGACUUUACUGCUGAAUUUUUUAAUGCAUCUCAAUGGAGUGAAAUGUUUGAAGCUUCAGGUGCAAAAUAUGUGGUAUUGACUAGUAAACAUCAUGAAGGAUAUACCCUGUGGCCAUCAAAAUAUUCCUUCAGUUGGAAUUCCAUGGAUAUUGGACCACAGAGAAAUCUUAUAGGUGAAUUGGCAGCAGCAAUAAGAUCAUCCACCGAUAUUAAAUUUGGAUUAUAUCAUUCUUUAUACGAGUGGUAUAAUCCUAUGUAUCUUGCCGACAAACAGAAUAAUUUUACAACAGAUCUUUUCGUUACGCAGAAAAUCAUUCCAGAAAUGCAUGAGCUUAUAGAAAUGUUCAAACCAGAAAUAAUUUGGUCAGAUGGUGAUUGGGAAGCUACAGAUUCUUAUUGGAAAUCAAAAGAAUUUUUAUCCUGGUUAUAUAAUGAAAGUCCUGUAAAAGAAACAGUAGUUGUAAAUGAUAGAUGGGGUAGAAAUAUUCCAUGUCAUCAUGGUGAUUUUUAUACGUGUACUGAUCGUUUUAAUCCUGGAGUACUUCUCUCACACAAGUGGGAGAAUUGUAUGACUAUCGAUAAAAAGUCAUGGGGCUUUCGUAGAAAUGCUGCUUUAGCAGAUUAUCUUACACUUAAUGAAUUAGUAAAAGAAUUGGUAACUACAGUAAGUUGUGGUGGAAAUUUAUUGAUGAAUGUUGGUCCAACUAAGGAUGGUAUUAUUUCUCCAAUAUUUGAAGAAAGAUUACGUGGAAUAGGUUCUUGGCUAAAAAUAAAUGGUGAAGCUAUUUAUAAUACUAAACCAUGGAAAAUACAGAAUGAUACAUUAACGAGUAAUGUGUGGUAUACACAAAGUAAAGAUGAAAAAAGACUUUAUAUAUUAAUUUUAGAAUGGCCAAAAGAAAGUAUAUUAACUUUGGGUUCUUUAAAAGUCCCAAGUAAUACCCAUGUAUCAUUGCUUGGCUUUAUAAAACAACUUGAUUGGAAGCAACUUGCAACUAAAUUCGUUGUGCAGCUACCAUAUGAAGCUCACAAAGGUGAACCAGGAUGGGUACUAAAAGUUGAACAGGAAUAAAAAAAAGUUAAGUAAUGCAGAUUUCUUUUAAUUAAUUU